AUGACUAUUUUAUCCAAUGUGAAAUCAAUAGCUCUAAAUGGUGGAGUAUAUGGGAGUAUUGAAGGAAAAAGGGGGUUGAGACAAGGUGAUCCAAUAUCACCUCUAAUAUUUGUGAUCUGUAUGGAGUAUUUCUCAAGGAUAAUGAAACAAGUAGCUACAAUGCAGGGUUUUGAAUUCCACACCAAAUGUAAAGGGCUUAAAUUGAAUCACUUAUGUUUUGCUGAUGAUGUUUUGCUAUUUUGCAAGGGAGAAUUGCCAUCAAUACUACUGAUGCUGAGGGGCUUAGCCACAUUUUCAGAAGCUUCAGGGCUAAAAACCAAUGAAGCUAAAUCUAACAUCUAUAGUGCAAACAUGAAUGAACAUGAUUUGGGUGACUUAUGUGAAAUAACUGGUUAUAAAAGAGGUACUAUGCCAUUCAGAUAUCUGGGAGUUCCAAUUUCAGCUAAGAAGAUCUCAAGCAUGGAUUGUGAAAUGCUAGUAGAUAAGAUAUGUGCUAGAAUCAAAAGUUGGGGCUCAAGCAACCUAUCAUAUGCUAGAAGAGUGAUGUUAAUAAACUCAGUACUGCUGCACAUUCACACUUAUUGGUCCUCUAUCUUCAUACUCCCAAAGAAGAUAACAAAGAACAUCACAACUAUAUGCAGGAACUUCCUAUGGGAUGGGAGAACAAACACAAAUAGGGUGCCACUGAUUGCUUGGGAACUCAUAUGUAGGCCCAACAUAGAGGGUGGACUGGGGAUAAUAGACUGUGAAACUUGGAACCAAGCGGCCAUAGCCAAAAAGAAGGAUUGGUGGCAAUACAAACCGCCACAGGACUGCAGUUGGUACUGGAGGAAAAUCUGUUCCAUCAAGGAUCAAUUUGCUGAAGGAUUUGAUCAGCAGAAGUGGUUGGCAAACAAUGGAAAAUAUACAGUGAAAAAUGGCUACACAUGGAAACAAGGGACAAAGGAAAGAUGGGCAAGUAGCAGAUGGAUAUGGAGUAGAAACAACAUCCCAAAGCAUAGCUUCAUCUACUGGUUAGCUAUGCACAAGAGACUUCAGACAAGAGAAAGACUGGCCAAACUAGGGAUAUGCAAGGAAACACAAUGUGCUAUAUGUGAGGCAGGAAUAGAAACAACUGAGCACCUAUUCUUUGAUUGUGACUAUUCAAGGACAUGCCUGAGUGAGAUACUGAAAUGGCUACAAGUUGGAGUGCAGCAGUACAAGAUAGAAGGAUUAUGGAGAAGAAUGACAAGAAAUUCAAGAGGCAAGCUUACAGAAACAUCACCAGUUCUAUCUUAG
Molecule: messenger RNA, 1278 nt
Organism: Nicotiana attenuata
Lineage: Eukaryota; Viridiplantae; Streptophyta; Magnoliopsida; Solanales; Solanaceae
Exons: 2
Coding region: 1-1278 (425 amino acids)
Source: RefSeq, a predicted model, not a curated record